This is a messenger RNA of Symbiodinium natans, 1194 nucleotides long. Lineage: Eukaryota; Dinophyceae; Suessiales; Symbiodiniaceae. The record is from the annotation of a GenBank genome assembly.
AUGGCCUGGCACCUCUUUGGCUCUAUGGCUACCAGCAAGCUUGCUCCCAGCAUCAUCAGCUACGGUGCUACCAUCAGCUCAUCUGGAAAAGCCGGCCGCUGGCAACUUGCACUGUGCUUGUUCCGGUCCAUGCCAUCCGCGCAGCUUCUACCCAAUACCAUCAGCUGCAAUGCCACCAUCAGUGCCUGCGGCAAGGCCGGGCAAUGGCAGAUGGCUUUGGAGCUCUUUAGUCAGAUGCCUGCAAAGAAGCUUCGUCCCAACGUCAUCAGCUACAACGCCGCCAUCAGUUCUUGCAGCAGAGGCGGACGUUGGACGAUGGCUUCUUGGCUGCUGCUUGCAAUGCCUGAAGCCAAGCUGGCUCCCAACACUGUCAGCUACAAUGCAGCCAUCAGCUCGUGUGAGAAGGGUGCACGCUGGCAGGUGGCACUGCAGCUCUUUGAAUCGAUGCCCCAGGUCAAGCUCGCGCCCGAUGCCAUCAGCUUUAACGCCCUUGUGGCCUGCCUUGAGAAACAAGGGCGGUGGCAGCAAGCCUUGCAGCUGUUCCGGUCCAUGCCUGCUUUCAAGCUGACACCAAACGUCCUCAGCUACAACGCGCUCAUUAAGUGCGGCAAGGCGGCCGGAGAGUGGCGGCUAGCAGUCCAUAUCUUAGGCUCCAUGCUCACCACCAGUGUGGCCCCCAAUCACCGAAGCUACGUCGCCGCAAUUAGCUCGUGUGAGGCGGCCGGGCGCUGGCAGGUGGCUUUGCAGCUCCUUUCUUCCAUGCAUUUGGCCAAGCUAAAGGCUGAUGUCGUGAGCUACAAUGCUACGAUCAGCUGUUGUGAGAGGAAGGGACAAUGGCAGGUGGCCUGUCACCUACUCGGCAGCAUGCCAGAUCUGCAACUCCUCCCCGAUGUCAUCAGCUACAGCGCGACCAUCAGCUCCUGUGAGAAAGGUAGCUGGUGGCACUUGGCCUUGAGACUCUUCGACUCCAUGCCCAGCGCAAAGCUGACUCCUGAUGUCAUCAGCUACAACGCCACGAUCACUUGCUGCGAAAGGGGUGGUCAGUGGCAGCUGGCUGUCGAGCUCUUCUCCUCCAUGCAGGAUGCCGAGAUGACUCCGAAUGUCGUGAGUUACAAUGCGACCAUGUUCUCCUGUGCGAGCCGCUCCCAGUGGCAGCGGGCACUGCAGAUGUUCAGCGCUAUGUCGCAGGGCUGA